Molecule: messenger RNA, 644 nt
Organism: Xiphophorus maculatus (southern platyfish)
Lineage: Eukaryota; Metazoa; Chordata; Actinopteri; Cyprinodontiformes; Poeciliidae
Product: putative mediator of RNA polymerase II transcription subunit 12
Exons: 2
Coding region: 7-630 (207 amino acids)
Source: RefSeq, a predicted model, not a curated record
GUGGAGAUGUUGGAUCUACAGGGCCAGAUGUUACUGAAUCAGGUGGAGAGGUUGGAUCUACAGGGCCAGAUGUUAAUGAACCAGGUGGAGAGGUUGGAUCAACAGGCCCAGAUGUUACUGAAUCAGGUGGAGCGGUUGGAUCAACAGGGCCAGAUGUUACUGAACCAGGUGGAGAAGUUGGAUCUACAGGGCCAGAUGUUACUGAACCAGGUGGAGAAGUUGGAUCAACAGGGCCAGAUGUUAAUGAAUCAGGUGGAGAUGUUGAAUCAACAGGGCCAGAUGUUAAUGAAUCAGGUGGAGAUGUUGAAUCAACAGGGCCAGAUGUUCCUGAACCAGGUGGCGAUGUCGGAUCAACAGCGCCAGAUGUUACUGAACCAGGUGGAGAAGUUGGAUCUACAGGGCCAGAUGUUACUGAACCAGGUGGAGAUGUUGAAUCUACAGGGGCAGAUGUUAAUGAACCAGGUGGAGAUGUCGGAUCAGCAGGGCCAGAUGUUACUGAUCCGGGUGGAGAGGUGGAAUCAACAGGACCAGAUGUUACUGAAUCAGGUGGAGAGGUUGGAUCUACAGGACCAGAUGUUAAUGAACCAGGUGGAGAAGUUGGAUCUACAGGGCCAGAUGUUACUGAACUAGGUGGAGAGGUUGGA